This is a messenger RNA of Aspergillus uvarum CBS 121591, 1292 nucleotides long. RefSeq lists its product as uncharacterized. The record is from RefSeq and is a predicted model, not a curated record. Bases 80 to 1141 code for a protein of 353 amino acids. NCBI's taxonomy places the organism in Eukaryota, Fungi, Ascomycota, Eurotiomycetes, Eurotiales, Aspergillaceae. The transcript has a single exon.
ACUGAACCCCAUUCCCCUCCUAUACUCCCUUCGAUCUCAAAUCACCACUCGCGCGAUCAAGACACAACCCACAAGAACUAUGGACUACCAACCAUGGCACAACGCCGCCUUUUUUUCCGGGUUUGAAUUUGCAACCCCCCUAGACCCCAAGGGAACAGACCAAGACUCCACAAAAAGAAAACAAGACUCCAAGAAAGGCAAACAAGACCUCGAAAAAGGGAAACAGAACACCAAGCCGGAGGCAGAAAGCAGCCGGCCCCAACCCCCCAAGGGAAAACAAGCCUCGAAAGGAAAACGCAAAGCCAAACCCCCGAAACCCAACCAAGAAACCUGGGAAAUCCAAACCGUCCUCUCCAUCCGCACGCAGCCCACCCCAAUCCCAGCAACCGACCCACCAGUCUUCACCACUGUGACCUCCCUCGUCGCCCGCGUGAACCAACUCACCGGGCCCAUCCGCGGCCGCGAAGCCAUCCUAAAGCUGAGAUUGCACCCUGUGCCCCUACCCCAACCUCCUUCCACAGCUUCAGCUUCAGCGUCAGCUACCCAGAGCCAGAGCCAGAGCCAAACCCAGAGCCAGACUCAGCCCCCCAGCUCCCCGUCCCCAAUCUCAGCGCAUGAAAAAGAGAAACAAGCCCUAACCCACCUCCCCACGGCCAAAACCUACGCGCCCUACCUCAUCACCACCCACCGCAGCGCCUUCACUGCCCUCGCCGCAAACCCACGAGACACACGGUUCAGCGCAGCAGCAAUGGCGACAGCCGUAUCCGCCGAGGACAGCUUCGCGACGCUCCUCCUCCUGGCCAUGCCGGUGGGAACAGACUGCCGGAAUAUCCAGAUGUGGGGGAACGGUAACGAGCGUGCGGCGCUGCGCACGGCGUUCCGCGAGACGUACCUGGCCCUGUGUGCGGCGGGGGUGAUGCAUACGCGUCCGGGCCCGGAGCAUGUCAUUUGGGAUCGGGAGCAUCGGAAGUGUUAUAUCGUAGGCUUGGGGAAUGCGGUGCUGGGUGAGAGGGAUCGGGUUGUGCCGGUUGGGUUGUGGAAUCGGGUGUUGGGGGUUUGGGGGCUGGAGGGUGCAGAGAAGGAUCACGGGCAUCCUGGUGUUGGGGAGGAAGAAGGCGAGGCGGAUGAGGGGAAGGAAUGAAGAAUGUGAGGCUCUCCGGACGUUGCUCGUAUUGAUUGAUUUGCGUGUGCAGUAGGCAAGGCGGACGAUGCUUCUUUGGACUCAACCAUGUUGGGCUUGGUAGAAUCGAUUUCUGGUCUGGGGAUGCAUACACUAACAGGAUGGAUCUUGG